Molecule: messenger RNA, 2524 nt
Organism: Phodopus roborovskii (desert hamster)
Lineage: Eukaryota; Metazoa; Chordata; Mammalia; Rodentia; Cricetidae
Gene: Dclk3
Product: doublecortin like kinase 3
Exons: 4
Coding region: 128-2332 (734 amino acids)
Biological process (GO): protein phosphorylation; intracellular signal transduction
Molecular function (GO): ATP binding; protein kinase activity
Source: RefSeq, a predicted model, not a curated record
AGGCCCAUGUGACCAGUCCCUAAAAUGCUUAAGCUCCAAGAUUUCUGAGCGAAAGCUGCAAGGCUCCUGGCUGCCUUCCGGGCGAGGGCCUCUGGAGAAACCAGGCCUGGGGACCCGUGGUGUCGUCAUGCCUAUGUUCAGUCCUCAGAGUGGUCUUCACUCAGUCCGUGCUGAGCACAGCCCGCUGAAGCCCAGGGUGGUGACGGUGGUGAAGCUGGGUGGACAGCCCCUCCGCAAGGCCACCCUGCUCCUCAACAGGCGGUCGGUGCAGACCUUUGAGCAGCUCCUAGCAGACAUCUCUGAAGCCUUGGGCAUCCCGCGAUGGAAGAAUGACCGUGUGCGGAAGCUGUUCACCCUCAAGGGCAAGGAAGUCAAGAGUGUGUCUGACUUCUUCAGGGAGGGUGAUGCCUUCAUAGCUGUGGGCAGAGAGCCUCUAACACUGAAGAGCAUCCAGUUGGCUAUGGAGGAGCUGUAUCCCAAGAACCGGGCACUUGCCCUGGCCCCACACAGCAGAGCCCCCUCCCCAAGGCUGAGGAGCAGACUUCCCAGUAAACUUCUGAAAGGAGGCCACCGCUGUGGGGAGGUGGGAAGCUGUGGUGAGGUUAUAAGGAGCAGAGCAAUCACCAGGCCCCAGGGCAAGACCUCUGCAGAGCUGGCCCUGGAAGACAAGGUGAGGGUCCAGAAGAAGUGGGUUAGAGCCAAUCAGGAGUCAGAACCUGGUGCCUUGCCACCACCAAGGGAAGCCACUCGGGAGGAGACCCAUGCAAGUGGGGAGAAGCGCCUCGGGGUGGAGAUUGAAAAGACCUCCGGGGAGAUAGUCAGGGGUGAAAAGUGUAAGCGGGAAAGGGAGCUGCAGCUGGGCCUCCAGAGGGAGCGGUGUCCUCUGGGGAUCAGUGAGCUGGACCUGGGGAGGGGUCAGAAGUGGGAUUCAGAGAAGCUGGUAAGGACCAAGAGCUGCCGGAGGCCUUCUGAGGCAAACUCUACGGAUGGAGAGGAAGGCUGGAAGGCUGACAGCCAUCGCAGCGGCCCCAGGAAUCCCACUCAGGAGCUGAGGAGACCCAGCCACAACUCAGACAAGAAAGAGAACAGAGGCCCGGAGCCUCAGGAAAGUCACCCCCAAGGAGCGGCCAAGCCCCAGAAGGACCUCGCGGAAGGUCCACCAGCUGUACAGGAGGGGCUGGUCGAUGCGAGGAAAGACACCAGGCACACGUGCAGGAACAAGCAUGGAGCCUGGCUCCUGAGAGAGCGCCAGGCCGAUCCCCCGCAGCUCCCCAGGACCCGAGGGGAGGAGAAGGAGGCAGAGCACGAGAAGAAGCCUGGCGGGUCAGGAGGAAGGAGGAUGGGGGUAGAAAGGGAGCCUAAGACGAAGCUGGAAGAGAGCAAGUCAGAACGGCCACUGGGCCGGAAGCUGCGGCCGCAGGGCAUCAUCUCAGCUGAUGUGGGGAAGCAGUAUGAAAUCGGCCGCGUCAUUGGGGACGGGAACUUUGCCGUCGUGAAAGAGUGCAAGCACCUCGAGACCAAGCAGGCCUUCGCCAUGAAGAUUAUUGACAAGUCCAAGCUGAAGGGUAAGGAGGACAUAGUCGACAGCGAGAUUUUAAUCAUUCAGAGUCUCUGUCAUCCCAACAUAGUGAAACUGCACGAGGUGUAUGAAACCGAAGCAGAGAUCUACCUGAUCAUGGAGUACGUUCAGGGAGGGGACCUCUUUGAUGCCAUCAUCGAGAGUGUGAAGUUUCCAGAGCCUGAUGCUGCACUCAUGAUCACAGACUUGUGCAAGGCCCUCGUCCAUAUGCACGACAAGAAGAUCGUCCACAGGGAUCUGAAACCGGAAAACCUUCUGGUUCAGCGAAAUGAAGACAAGUCUACCACCUUGAAGCUGGCUGACUUUGGCCUGGCCAAACAUGUGGUGAGGCCUAUAUUUACCGUGUGUGGGACGCCUACAUAUGUAGCUCCUGAAAUUCUUUCUGAGAAAGGUUAUGGUCUGGAGGUGGACAUGUGGGCUGCAGGUGUGAUCCUCUACAUCCUCUUGUGUGGCUUCCCCCCUUUCAGAAGUCCUGACAGGGACCAGGAUGAGCUCUUCAACAUCAUCCAACUGGGCCAGUUCGAGUUCCUGGCCCCAUACUGGGACAACAUCUCUGAUGCUGCCAAAGAUCUGGUGAGACAUUUGCUAGUGGUGGACCCCAAGAAGCGGUACACAGCCCGCCAGGUUCUUCAGCAUCCCUGGAUUGAGAUGGCUGGACAUCCCAGCACAGUGAACUCACAGAAGGACAAAUCGCCCAGCAGUGAGGGGCUGUGCAACAGCCAGCACAAGAAGGUUGCAGAGGAGGUGUCUUAAUUCUGUCUGUGUGGUCUAGCCAGCCCGCUCUCCCUGAGGACACAGAAAAGGUAGAAAUCUGCAAGAAGACUGUGCAAGGCGCUUCUCCACAGACCAGAGAAAGAGAAGAGACACCUGGCGCAUUUUAAAGAGUGUUUGAAAACGCAGGUCCUCGUGUUAAAUGCUCUAUACUUUUAGAUUUGUGUAUCUAAA